This is a messenger RNA of Sander lucioperca (pikeperch), 5394 nucleotides long. RefSeq names its product sprouty-related, EVH1 domain-containing protein 2. The transcript is spliced from 6 exons. Bases 629 to 2029 code for a protein of 466 amino acids. Gene Ontology annotation, molecular function: protein kinase binding. The record is from RefSeq and is a predicted model, not a curated record. Gene Ontology annotation, cellular component: membrane. Lineage: Eukaryota; Metazoa; Chordata; Actinopteri; Perciformes; Percidae. Gene Ontology annotation, biological process: negative regulation of MAPK cascade; multicellular organism development.
GGGCCCUCCACCAAAAUGUAGAUCGACGUCACCGCUUCCGCCCUGAAUCCCCCUCCUCCCCCCUCUCCCUCCUCCCUCCCCCGGCGUCGUUGGAGCUGCUCGGCUGCCUGCAAUCCAACAUGGAGUAGAGAGAGAUGGGGCUCUAGCGGGGCCACCCCUCGGUAACAACAGCGACGACGCGCUUUUUACGCACAACUGGAACCGAAGUCGUCGGUGAAAACAUGCGCCUUAUUUAAAACGGAGUGUGUGCCUUGUGUGUUCGUUCGUGUGUGCGUGCGUGUGUGUGUUUGGGGAGGGGGGGAGCGAAGAGAAGAGCUGGAUUCGGCUACUAAAUUGUCUGUACAGGCUACGUUACCUACUGAAGGCGAUGGGGUAUUAAAGGUAUAAGAAAGGUGCAUUUGCGAUCCAGAAGAAACUGGGUGUCUUCGGGGGGGAAAUAGGGGGAAAGUGAGGAAAAAGAAGACGGGAGGCUCAGCCAGUCGAAGGCAAGCCAAAGAGCCGACACUCGCACAAAGGCGCAGGGGGAUUUAUGCGGAAUUGGAGACAGAAUCGGAGGAGCAGCGGUGAAAGAAUGACGAGCGACAAGUAUGCAACCGCCGUGGUACAUUACCUGAGGUGAAACGAGAAAAUGAUAGAAGAAACACACCCAAACGAUGACAGCUACAUCGUGCGUGUGAAAGCGGUGGUGAUGACGCGGGACGACUCGAGCGGGGGUUGGCUGGCCCAGGACGGGGGAGCUCUGAGCAGGGUCGGGGUCUGCCGCCUCCUUCCGCCAGAGCUGGCGCCCGUGCCGACCUCCUGUAGCUCCCAGUUCCUCAUCCGUGGUGAGCGGCUACGGGACAAACGGGUGAUCAUGGACUGUCCGUUAAAGAAGGACCUUGUGUACACCAUAGCAACGCCCACGUUUCACCAUUGGAAGGUGGAGGACAGGAAGUGUGGCCUGUCCUUCCAGAGUCCAGCUGACGCCAGAGCGUUCGACAGAGGGGUACGGAAAGCCAUCGAGGACCUGGCUGAAGGCUCCACAACCUCCUCUACAGCACUCCAGAAUGAGGGCGAGCUGGGUGACGACGACGUCUUCACUAACACCACCGACAGCUCAUCCAACUCCUCCCAGAAAUUGGAGAGCUCUCUGCAGCCGCUUGAGUCCUCGCCCCUUCCGCAGAGACACAAGUGCAUGCUGGGACAUCGCCACGACCUCCACGACCCCUACCGGCUCUCAGACCACUACUUCAUGGACCAGCCGUUGUCUCGGCUUCCCCGUCAUGUCACCUUCCAGGAGGACGAGGAAAUCGUCCGCAUCAACCCUCGGGAGCGCAGCUGGGAGCGAACCACCGAGCGUCACUAUGGACGUCAGUCAGAUCGCUCCUGGCUCACGGGCUAUGAGGACUACCGCCACGCCACUGUGCGUGACAAGUUCAUCCAAAUGGACGACUCCGAGCCCUACGUCCACUUUGCCAAGACGGAGGCACAGAAGCACGACUACACCUAUCCUCUGGCACCGUCCCUGUCGCCCUCAGACUCUGACCCCGCCCUCGGACCCUUGGUCAAUAAGGGCCCCGGCGGCUCGUAUCGCCAGGGCUUCUCCCCUGUGGUCUCCGCUCAGCCCCGCUCCUUCCUCCCGAGCUCCUCAUCGUCCACCAAUGGCGGAAAGGGGCAGAAGGAGGACGGGUUGGAGCGAGCUCAGUGUGAGCACUGCGGCGAGGCCUUUUACAUCUCCGACAACCGGAGAGGCCGAUGUCACGAUGCGCCGGACCCUGUGCGGGCGUGCAUCCAGCGGGUCAGCUGCAUGUGGCUGGCAGACACCAUGCUAUACCACUGCAUGUCCGACCCCGAGGGGGACUACUCGGAUCCCUGCUCUUGUGACGGGGGCGAGGGCAGCGGGGGAGGCCGAUUCGGCUCACGGUGGUUAGCUCUGUUUGGCUUGUCUCUGGUGGCGCCCUGCCUGUGCCUCUACCCUCCUCUCCACGCUUGCCACCGGGCGGGGCUCAGGUGCGGCUGCUGCGGAGGCCGACACAAGGCCCUGAGCUGAGCAGCCGCGCUUGGAAACCUCUCAGAGGAAAACAACAAAAACCUAAACCCAACGCAAGCACAGGGAAAGGGAAGGAUGGGGUAAUACACAGAGGGGACAAGUGGUAGUGGCUGCUCACUCUUUUGCCUUGGUUUCUCUGGGAUUCUCUACAAAUUCCAGACACUGAAAUAAGCCAAAAAAACAACAACUGUUGGUGCAUUUUCUGAACGGCCUGGGAAGAUAAGCUCCCCCUUACGGCAGACAGUUCUCUCAGCUCUCCACGUGGCCAUUUCAUGCUCUGUUUCUAGUGAGAGAGCACUCUUUUUCAGGGGGCCUCUUUUUUUUUUUUUUUUUUUUUUUUUUUUUAUAGCUGACCUAUAUGUCAUGUAUCACAUAUGCAGGUACUUUAUACUUUGUACACUGACUCGGCGUCAAAGAACUUGAAUUGUUUCUUUGUUCUAUUUUGUUCUCUUCUUUGAUGUACGCGUGGCCAUUUAGUUUAUAUUCUAUUCCAAAAUCAGGCCCGCUCAGCUCAACUCCGGCUACAAAGAGAAAUCAGACACUACACCUCUUUGCGUGUGUGUGAGUGUGUGUGUGUGUGUGUGUGUGUGUGUGUGUGUGUGUGUGUGUGGAUGGUAUAUGUGCAUGCUUACAAUGUGCGCUGAGGCCUUUUGUUGUCUGUACUGCAGCUCAUAGUAAAGCUCAUGUAUAUAGUCUCCAUAGCUCUCCACCAUCGACAUCUUCUUUAACUGAAUCAAACGUGGUACUUAUCUUAAUUUUCUAAUAUCCCAAAGAUUCAUGCUUUUAUCCUAUUUAUUUUCUCCCACAAUUGAUCUACCAGCAAAUAGGUGCUGGGUCGUGAUUCACUCACUGAAUGAGACGGUAGUCCAAGUCAUGCUACAAUAGUCCAGCAUCCGUCUCCCCCUGCUCCUUUCACGUUAUUUCAAACAGUGCCUAAACUAUCACCUAAACCAGGACCCCAUCCAGUCUUAUAACUCUUGUCAGUUUUUUGGCUUAUUUUAAUUAACAUACACUCAAAGUGGUGUGAGACUAUAAGGCUCUGAUUUCCUCAUUCUUCGCAGAACCUCAGACAGCAGUCCGUGUCACGUCAAGGACUGAAAAAUCAACCAGAGAUACCAUUAAACUUGGUGCCCAUUAUGCCUUAAAAUGUGGACUCUUGCUCCAAACUUUACCCCCCGUCCCACUGAAGAUGUCUGCUAUAAUGAAAAAGCGUGAGCAUAGUUAUGGCUCCAAGCAGUCAGCCUCACCACGUACUUCUUUACUACUUUGUUUUUGUUAAGAAAAGGAACUUUUAAAAAGCUUCUCAUCAAGUGUGUGUACUAAGGACUCCAGUUUUUGCGAUGUACAAUCAGCCCCGUCCACCUAUGGAGCCCACCAGUCACAGAUGUGAAACAGCAACGUCCUAACUGAUGAUCAUCUGAAUGGUUCAAUGAAUAAAACGUGUUCAAAAUAGCUUGAAACAUAAUAUCCCACCACAAAAUGUAUGUUUUAAAAAAAAAAAAAUCUAGCUAUUCAAAUCUGUUUGCUAGUGAGUAGUAAUUAGUAUAAAACCGUCUUAGUUGUUGCCAAAAAUGUAUAAUUAUGAAUGACCUUUGCCAUGUACAAUGCCGCUACAGCAAUGUAGUGAGUCUUAUUUCAAACCUAUUUAUAAAAGGUGAACCUACAUGUCAUUCUUUAGUUGUAAAAGGAAUAAUCUGACACUUAAGGAAGUAUGUGUCUUUGCUUUCUUGCCAAGAGUUAGAAGAGAAGAUCAAUAACACUGUCAUGUCUGUGAGCCCGGAGGUGGUUAGCUUAGCUUAGCAUUAAUACUGGAAACGAGUAAAUCUAGCCUUGUUCUGUCCAAAAGUAACAUAAUCCAACUACUGGUAAAAAGAUCACUAACUAACCUGUUUAAUCCGUGCAAAACACAUUAUGUGCCGGACUAUUUCUUGGCCAGGCACAGUAACUCCCCCCAGUUAGAAAUUGUUCAAAUGAGAUACAAAUGACAUGUUAAUUAGUGAGCAGUUUCCCAGUCUUAAUGCCACGCCUAUUGCCUCUUGGUGCUUUGCUCUUAACAAACUCUUAACAAGAAAGCAAAUAAGAGUAUUUCCAAAAAUGUCAAACUUCCUUUUUAAGGCCAAAAUAAAAACAAAUACAAAUGUUAGAUUAACACGAGAGACAACUUGCUGAAACCACAGUUGCAUGUGACUGGCGGGCGCUAUCCUUCUGUCCUACAGCAUAUUGGUUUUCCUUCAUGCCAGACUUGGUACGUCAUCAUGCCCGCAAUGGGUAACGUGAGAUGUUCCACAACAGAUCGACCGAGAAAGAAACCGUUACUGUUUGUUUAUUCAGGGUCAUAGUGUGUGUGUUGAUGCACAUACUCAUUGGAGGGAAACAAAAAAUGCCAUCCUACCUGUGUCACCUGCUGUUUGAGUGACACUGCAGCCGGUCAAUCAGACCCUCACGGUGACAGCACAACACUAAACUGACAACCGCUUGGGUGCUUUAUGCUUUGUCUAAGCCCGGUUGAUGGCAUCAUUAGGGGAUAUGACCGGGAACACAAUACACUUUUAAGAAUUAAUGAAAAAGAAGUAGAUCAGUAGGGUCCCAUUGGAAAAGAACGGGAGUCCGAAAGACAGCUGAAAUGCUGGAAACAAACAUCCACCCCCGAUUGUUUUGCCAAGGAAAUGUCACUUACUGUAGUUGAAAUACAGAAUGCCUGAGGAUGUCCUUUUCCCUUCCCUGGUUGUGUCUGUCUCAUACAUCCUGUCCUGUGUGUGUGUGUGUGUGUGUGUGUGUGUGUGUGUCCCACAUCCCUUUCCCCUCUCUUGCUCCUUGAUCCAACACUACUGGGAUCAGCUGAAUAUGCCAUCACAUACAAACACCUAUCCAGUAUAAUCAGAUCCUUUGAUGAUGUAUCAGGGACGGGACCAAUCACAUUUGAAAGUGUGUGUGUGUCAGUGUUUAAUCUUUUUUCUUCGUGUUGUCUGGUGUUUGAGUUUGUCCUCUCAUGUCAGAGCCAUUUACAAGUGCCUGAACGCAUCCUCUUUAUCUCCUUGUGUAUUUAAAUUGAAAAAUUAAAAGAAAUGACUCCCUGUAAUGAAUUAGACCCAUUUUUUUACGCUUAGUAUUUUUACCUCUGUAAAAAAAAAAAGAGCAAAAAUUAUAUUAUAUAUAUCAAGUGUAUGUUGUACAUUUUUAUUUCUAUUUUGUUUUUUUUUUAAAUAACUGUUUCUAACAUGUACGAUGGAUGUAGCUCUUGGUUUCAAGAAGGAACAGGAAGUACUUUGUAGAUACUGAAGGGUGGCCAGGUCUGUGAGAAAACUAAAGUGACAUGUGUGUCUUACCUUCCGCCUCCAAUAAAACAAGAUAAAACAGUGAAACCA